AUGUUCACUGUACGUGAAACCAAUACCAUCUUCAUCUCGUUGCUCAUCGUCGGGUUGUCUCUGUUGGAUUCGUGUGCUUCAUUUCAAGUCGGAGUGCAGCUUCCUGGUUCCUCGAGGUCUCAUCAUGCCGGUAGGACGAGGAGCAUGCAUCUGACACGAUUGAGAUGCUCCUGGAUCCCGGAAGAGAAAAAGGGGCUUGACAAGGAUGAAGUGAAGGAGAGUCUUUCCCGCUUCAUGAAAUCAGCGCCCAAGGGUAUCAUAAAGGCUGUGCAGAGUCAGGUUUUGCCCGUGGCCAAAGAUAUCUUUGUUAAGAACGUCUUGAAGCAAAACGCUACAACCACGACGAAUGAAGUCGUUACAAAACCCAGCGACAACCCGAUGAAGGUUGUCAGUAACUCGACAGUGAAGGCGAACAUUGCUCCCAUAUCCUUGGUAGAUGCUCCAGACUCUAGCGACCAGCUUCAGCAGCUGCAGUUGCUCAUGGGACUGUCCCUCGCCGAUGAGUUGGAGGAGAAGACUUCGAGGUGCGUGUUUGUUGUUGUGAAAAGAUGCGAGUCAUUGAACUUGCAUCUACAGAUUGCUCGAGCAAGACAAUACGCGAAGUGCUCGGAGUUCUUCGCCGUCGUGGAUGAUUGA
Guillardia theta CCMP2712 is the source of this 636-nucleotide messenger RNA. RefSeq lists its product as hypothetical. The coding region runs from base 1 to 636 and encodes 211 amino acids. The transcript is spliced from 4 exons. NCBI's taxonomy places the organism in Eukaryota, Cryptophyceae, Pyrenomonadales, Geminigeraceae. The record is from RefSeq and is a predicted model, not a curated record.